GCGGCUACAAUAUUCGCGGAAAACGCGCGCUGGGACCGGCGCCUGCAGUUUUGUUUUCUACAGUUGUUGGCUGUCGCAGAGGCGGCAUGGAUCUCAGCGAGCUGGAGAGGGACAAUACAGGCCGCUGUCGCCUGAGUUCUCCUGUACCUGCUGUGUGCCUCAAGGAGCCGUGCGUCUUGGGCGUAGAUGAAGCGGGCCGAGGCCCAGUGCUUGGUCCCAUGGUCUACGCCAUCUGUUACUGCCCUCUGUCCCGCCUGGAAGAUCUGGAGGCCCUGAAAGUGGCAGACUCAAAGACCUUGACAGAGAACGAGCGGGAGAGGCUCUUUGCGAAAAUGGAGGAGGACGGAGACUUUGUGGGUUGGGCUUUGGACAUCCUGUCUCCAAACCUGAUCUCUACCAGCAUGCUUGGGCGGGUCAAGUACAACCUCAACUCCCUGUCACAUGAUACGGCUGCGGGACUGAUACAGUUCGCGCUGGAUCAGCAUGUCAAUGUCAGCCAGGUAUUUGUAGACACUGUGGGAAUGCCAGAGACGUACCAGGCCCGACUACAACAGCGCUUUCCAGGGAUCGAGGUGACGGUCAAGGCCAAAGCCGACUCCCUGUUCCCUGUGGUCAGUGCUGCCAGCAUCUUUGCCAAGGUGGCCCGAGACCAGGCUGUGAAGAACUGGCGGUUUGUGGAGAAUUUACAGGAUCUGGACUCUGAUUAUGGCUCAGGCUAUCCCAAUGAUCCCAAGACCAAAGCCUGGCUGAGGAAACAUGUGGACCCUGUGUUUGGCUUCCCCCAGUUCGUGCGGUUCAGUUGGAGCACAGCCCAGGCCAUCCUGGAAAAGGAGGCAGAAGAUGUCACCUGGGAGGACUCGGCAGCUGAGGAGGACACCGAGCAAGCCGGAAGAAUCACCGCCUACUUCAGCCAGGGCCCGAGGACCUGCCGCCCCCAGGGCCCCCACAGAUACUUCCAGGAGCGAGGCCUCCAGGCAGCCAACAGCCUCUAGAAGCCAAUGUGUGCACCUGCCUUUCUAACUCAGGAAUAAAAGCUGUUCAAGAAGUA
Messenger RNA from Apodemus sylvaticus (European woodmouse), 1048 nucleotides. RefSeq names its product ribonuclease H2 subunit A (gene Rnaseh2a). Gene Ontology annotation, molecular function: RNA-DNA hybrid ribonuclease activity; RNA binding. The transcript is spliced from 8 exons. The record is from RefSeq and is a predicted model, not a curated record. Lineage: Eukaryota; Metazoa; Chordata; Mammalia; Rodentia; Muridae. The coding region runs from base 87 to 992 and encodes 301 amino acids. Gene Ontology annotation, biological process: DNA replication, removal of RNA primer; mismatch repair. Gene Ontology annotation, cellular component: ribonuclease H2 complex.